Solea solea (common sole) is the source of this 4847-nucleotide messenger RNA. RefSeq names its product galactose-3-O-sulfotransferase 3 (gene gal3st3). Gene Ontology annotation, cellular component: membrane. The coding region runs from base 81 to 1484 and encodes 467 amino acids. The record is from RefSeq and is a predicted model, not a curated record. Gene Ontology annotation, biological process: glycolipid biosynthetic process. Gene Ontology annotation, molecular function: galactosylceramide sulfotransferase activity. The transcript is spliced from 3 exons. Lineage: Eukaryota; Metazoa; Chordata; Actinopteri; Pleuronectiformes; Soleidae.
GGGGGGAGAGAAAUCACCGCCACGAUCGUCACAUCCACCGCAGCUGUUCCUGUGAUGACAAAGUCCCAGUGAAGCAGAAAAUGAUGUCGCAGAAGAAGUUGUUCGUGGUCUGCAUUGCCAUCAGCACUGUCAGUCUUCUGCUGCACCAUGGGGGCCACUUGAGCUGGAAGGCCUUCCACAUCGGUAGCCUUAACCUCUGUUCUCACCCUUCUCCGGCAUUGAAACCUAAACACACCAACGUGGCCUUCCUCAAGACCCACAAAACAGCCAGCACCACCAUGCAGAACAUUGUGUUCCGCUUUGCCGAGCGCAACAACCUGACGGUGGCGUUGCCUGUGCCGUCCUGCAACCACCAGUUCUGCUACCCGACCUCCUUCAAAACUCACUUUGUCCAUCCACACACGCUGCCGCCAAACAUCAUCUCCAGCCACAUGCGCUUCAAUAGGACGGAGGUGCAGUGGCUGAUGCCAAACGACACAUUUUAUAUCACAAUACUGCGAGAGCCGGGCUCCAUGUUUGAAUCCUUAUUCAGUUACUACAACCAAUACUGUGUGAGCUUCAAGAGUGUCCCCAAUGCCUCUCUGGAAGCUUUCUUGGACGACCCCUUGCGUUACUAUCGGCCACUAGAAAAGAGUUCCAUGUAUGCACGCAACACCUUGACCUUUGACUUGGGUGGGGAAAAGGAUCGGCCAUCAACAGAUGUGGCAUAUGCGGAGGCCUUUGUGGCAGAGGUGGAGCGGGUUUUCCCCCUGGUGAUGAUUACAGAAUACUUUGACGAGUCACUGGUUCUUCUUCGCCAUCUCCUCAACUGGGACCUGGAUGACAUAAUCUACGUUAAACUCAACAUGCGGACCCUGAGCUCAAAGCGGAGCCUGACACCAGACCUUUCUGCAAAGAUCCGUGCUUGGAAUUCCUUGGAUGCGCGUCUCUAUGAUCACUUCAAUGCCUCACUGUGGCGCAGGCUGUCAGCUCUGGGUCUGGACUGUGUGGCAAGGGAGGUGCGUCUACUUCAACAGGCACAGGAGCGAUUGAUGAGAAGCUGCUUUGGCAGACGGAUGCCACUUCUCAAGUCAGCAGCACAGAUCGAAAACAAAAGUCUUCGUCCGUGGCAGCCUAGUGCAAAAGUCAACAUUGUGGGGUACGACUUUCCGGUCAAUCUCAGCCAUGGGUUCAUGAGCCAAGCCCAGGAACUGUGCCUCAAACUCAUCUUGCCUGAGUUGCAGUACACAAAGGACUUGUUACACUCCCAAUCACUGCGCUAUCGUCAACGCUACCAGCACCGCACUCCACAGCAGUCACACCCUUUCCAGCAGUCCAUACACACAGUCCUGCCUCGGCAUCCUCAAGUGCGCCAUGGCCAACAGUCUGCUGUAGCUCCAGGUCCUGCCCCAGGAAAUGGGUCCACGUCUACCCCAAAGCCUGCAGCAGAAACUAAAAAUCAAACCACUCAGCCAGGGCCGAAAUCUUCACAACCUGGGAAAUAGAGACUUAGAUAUAUGUGAGUGCCCAACUAUCCUGAUUGUAAGGACAAUGGUUGGCUGUUGUGGGGGGGUCCACACUUUGAUUAAGGAUUGGACUUAUCUGGACUUGAACUUGAAUCAUUUCUCUUUCUGGUCUGUGAGGGUGGGAGAAAUUUGUUUAAAUCUUUGUUAAUUUUCGUGUUUUGUCUUUGAGGACCCUCUUGAAAAGGAGUGGGCGCAUCUCUAGAGGUUUGUCCUCAAAUGAACUGUCAGAUCUACACCAGUACUCGGUGAGGUUGCACACCCAACCAAGGCAGACGGGACCUGGUUUCAGGAGAAAGUGGGGCUUUGAAGCAAAUCUGUUAUGUGCACAUCUGAGACUCAAUAGAGAAGUGGCAAUGUCUGGCCUAUUGUGAGGCACAGAGUGGGCUUUGUGUGGAUUUCACUGGAAUGGUAUCACGUUACUUGCUUUUUUCAGACUCUCUUUUGGUUUCUCUCCCGAACAUAUGCCACUUUAAGUCCUUGAGAGAGACAUAAUGACAUAAAGGGGUCAGCUGUCAUGUCUCCUAAGAGCCUCCCAAGGGGCCAGAGAGACACUGACAUAAGCUCCAGCCAUUAGUACAACAGCACAAUAAACAACUUUUUUCCUCUUCUUCUCUUACAAACUCUAGAUGCUAAAGGAGGGAUUUUAAAAUAGUCUUUAAGGUAAGACUAAAAACCAGCUGGAUACUCAAUUUGGCCAGCCAUUAUGACAGUGGCUCAGAACGAGACUGCUUGUGACUCCUCAGCCUUCACUCAACCUGCCAGAGUUCAUCCCCGCAUCCUUCCUCUUUUGGUCAUGAGUCCAGAAAGCAGCCACUACCCCCACCUUUCCUCCCUGCCAGUAUAUCUGAGACUCCAACCUGCCUCUGAUUACCAGCUCAGAUCACGUCUCACAUUUUGAAGGCAUGGGUGUUUUUCAGUUUUUGAUCUUGGGUAUUACUGCAAUAAGAUCUCCAGGCCUUCAUUCGCUACGAAAGACAUGGAUUUAAUGACCUACCAGCAACCCCCGUGCGUCGUACCGCACACACUGGCACAAAAAAAAAAAAGGAAACGUAAACAAGUUGACAGGACAAAGACUGGAUGCCUGUGGGUCGCUGUAUUUGAAUAUUUAAUCAUCAUGUCUCGCAGCCCUCCUAUGGCCCAUGUGCUUGGGUUACAUGGCCUUACCUUUUCAUUAAGGACAGCUUGGACCCAAUGAAAGCUGCUCAUUCUGAACCCGGGAGAAGCGAUGGCUGAAAGUGCAGGAGGUUUCAUGUCUUGUUGUGACUGUUUUUUUUCCCAGCUGGUUUGGUGGCGAUCUCGAUUUUUAUGCCUUCUGCUCAUAAUUAAUGUGUAAUUUAUGUGUUUGAAUUAAUAGACCUAUUUUCUCAAUGCGGAAAGUAGGGUUAGGGUCCGACUUCCUAUUUUUGUGCAGCACUUCUGGUACUUGUGCAUUAACUCGAAGGAGGAGAACGUUUCAGAGUUAUUGUCCUGCUGCCUGCUGAGUGGAAAUGCCAAACCGGAAGUCUCACACAAAAAUAAUGUCUGCUUUCUUGUAUCUGUGGAAAAUAAGGUCUAUGGGAGGGAGAAUAUGUGGGUGUAUUUGUGUGAGUGUGUGUGUGUGUGUGUGAGAGAGAGAGAGAGAAAAAUAUCUUUUUUUUCAUUUGGUGGCAUGGCAACUAAUGAAAAUCAUGUAUGUAAGAGUGGUUAAAAUUAUUCAUAAUUAUUUAUUAUCGGUAACUGUAUUUCUAAUUUCUCAUGAAUCAUUGGAUUAAAAAAAACCCCUGUGCUUUGCCAUCGAGUAAGUGCACCAUCAUAGAUAGGUUCAGCACACGACCAAAGCACCACCAGCGGUGGAACAGCGGCAAGUGCUAUAAAAUAUUCAUUGUAUGUACGUUUUGCAUAAUGCAAAACUACAAAGACCACUUCUGGAACCCGCACAUCGAGACGAGGGUUGUGGAUUUCAAAUUAAUCUUUCAUUCUGCCGCGCUCAAGCGCGCGCAAACCGCACCACGCCUUUGUGGUCGGAGGCCGCCGCCGCGCUGUGCAAUGAUGGAAAAAAACCCACGAAACCACAGACCUGAGAUGACACACGCCGUUUCAGACGUGUCCUCAUGUGAACCUCAGCUUUAAAAGCACGAGAUUGCACAGUAUGGCUUUUAUUUAUUUACCCGAGACUAGUGUACUUUUCCUUCUCCGCCGUGUUUCACUCAAGUCCACUGUCAAAUGUGAAAACUGUUGUAGCAUCAAGUAAAACUGCUGAACCGCUUGAAUCCCACGUGAAUCUGCUGUGAAAUAGGAAAACACUGUAUUUUUCCACGAAGCUUGUACACUACUUUAUAAACGAGACGUUGUGAAAUGAAUAUGGCUUAGCUUCCCCUUUUGCUGUUUAUUUCAUAUUGCCUCCACAAUCUUUUGGAGUACAUCACUUAUGAUGUUUUCUUCUGCUUUGCAAAAGCACCCUUUUCUUUGGAAUAAUAAUAUUAAUAAAAAAAGGACCAGAAAUAAACUGAAAAUAAUGUUCUGUAACCUUUGUAACCUGCUUUGAAGUCAAAUUAAUUUAUUUCAUAUUGAAUUCUUUGGGUCUCCGUGCGCACAAACCUGCAACUGAUGAACAACCUUUUACCUAAUUCUUAUUGAGCGCAGCUGAGAUAUGAUAUGAUAUGAGGUACUGCUGUCAUUACUGGAGUGUACAGUAAUAAACUGAUGCUCAAAUGCAUUCAUGUAGUAAAUAGGCGCGCGGCAACAAUUGCUAAUGCUUCUUCUUCCAUGUCUGUGUCUGACUGUGUGAACGAUGAAGGGAAUGUGUCUUUAUGUCCUGCUGUCUCCUCAUUUUAUAUUUUAUUUUAUUUUUUUACGAUGCCUUUCUCCGUGGUGUUUUGGUUUUUAAGAGUUGUUCGCCCCAGCUGUGAGGGACUUUAUGUGAUGGUCAUGCUGUCGCGGCGAAGAAGUGGAAAAAUCACUAAAUUUUAUUCUUUCAGAGCGACAUAACAAGGCUGUGGUUUUUUGCUUUUUAAAAAGAAAUGGGCUUCUGUCUUGUGGUGUCGGAACUGUUUUUUUUUUGUUCUUUUGUUUUUUUGUUGUUUGGUUCUCAAACUGUGGUACAUGUACCACCAUUGGUGCGUGAGCUUUGGAAUUCAUGGAAAUAUGAAAGAAAUCGUGUUUUUAAAUUUAAAAUGAAAAUUUAUAACCGAGUGUACACUGUACACUCCUUGAUUCCUCUGUUUCUUUGCUUAUCUGUGAAAUGUUUUUUUUGGUUUUCGGGCUCAGAACAUGUGACUAGUGACAAUCAGAGCUAAGGGGCCGCAUAGCUUUAUGAAGAUAAGUUGUGAACGUGACAAAUAAAGUUUGAAUGUUUUCAUCUCA